AAGGUCAAAAUAAGUCGCAAAUCUCAAAGCCUUUGCUCAAUCUCUUCUUCUUAACUCUCUCUCGUCACAACUCACCACCACUUCACACUUCCACUGACUCAUCUUCUACUCACCAGAAGAAGAAACGUUUCUCUCAGUUCUUGAUUCCGUACUUCAAACUUGUCUCUGCUUCUUUCUUCUUCUUCUUGUGUGGUUCCUCUUUUAGACUCUUACUGUUUCUAGGUUUUAAUCAAAAUCCAAAGAAUGGGAACUAAAUGGAGGAAGAUGAAACUGGCUUUGGGUCUGAACCUCUGCACUUACCUCCCACGAACCCUAGAGGAAUCACCUCCUGCUUUGAACUCCACAGAGAGAUUAUCAGAUGUUGCUCUGCUCUCUCCUCUAAACUGGCCCAUGACCCCAACACCUUCCUCUCACGGUCUCAAAUUAUCCAGAAACAGCUCCAAAAAAUCUUCAAAGACAUGUUCUAUAUGCUUGACUAAGAUGAAAGAAGGAGGAGGACACGCUCUUUUCACAGCAGAGUGCUCACACUCUUUCCAUUUCCACUGCAUUGCUUCAAAUGUCAAACAUGGGAACCAAGUCUGCCCUGUGUGCCGUGCCAAAUGGAAAGAGAUCCCAAUGCAGCAUCCUCCUUACCUCCUCCACCGCUUGCCUACACCUCGCCGAGUCAUGAACCAAGGACGUGGUCAACCUCCUGAGCCCUCUAUGUUCAACGACGAUGAGCCUCUAGAGCAGCAGCUUGCAUUCCCCGGUAAGAGCUUGAAAAAAAUGAUGGAGUUGAAGAUACAUCCUGAGGUUUCUUCUGUCCCAAGAGCCGAGUCUCGUGAGAAGUUUGAUGUGUUGGUGCAACUUAGAGCUGCUGGUAUGGUCACUGCUCCGCUUGAUCUUGUUACGGUCCUUGACAUCAGUGGAAGCAUGGCUGGAACCAAGCUAGCUCUUCUCAAAAGAGCAAUGGGGUUUGUGAUUCAGAAUCUUGGCGUUAACGAUAGGCUUUCGGUUAUUGCCUUCUCUUCCACUGCUCGUCGUCUCUUCCCUUUGACCAAGAUGUCUGACUCCGGGAGGCAUCUAGCUCUCCAAGCUGUGAACUCGCUGGUUGCAAACGGUGGGACCAACAUCGCUGAAGGGCUAAGGAAAGGUGUGAAAGUGAUGGAAGAGCGGAGAGAUGAGAACCCUGUCGCUAGCGUUAUCCUUUUGUCUGAUGGGAGAGAUACAUACACCAUGAACAACAACCAGCCUGAUCCUAACUACAAGCUGCUGCUUCCUUUGUCUAUGCACGGACGGUUCCAGAUCCCUGUUCAUUCUUUUGGGUUUGGAUCUGAUCAUGAUGCUUCGUUGAUGCAUUCUGUCUCUGAAGUCUCUGGAGGAACGUUCUCUUUUAUAGAGAGUGAGGCUGUGAUUCAGGACGCUCUUGCUCAGUGCAUUGGUGGGCUUUUGAGUGUAGCGGUGCAGGAGCUGAGGCUGGAGAUUGAUGGUUUCUCCUCAGAUGUUUGUCUUGGAACGAUUAAAGCUGGGAGUUACUCAAGUCUUGUGGGUGGUGAUGGUAGGUGGGGACGUGUAGACAUUGGUGAUCUCUACGCUGAUGAGGAGAGAGACUUCUUGGUGUCUAUCAACAUCCCUGCUGAGAGACGUGGAGAUGAGACGGAGGUUUUGAAGAUGAGAUGUGUCUACAAAGAUCUUUUGACAAAGGAGGUUGUGACACUUGAGAGUCAUGUCCUCAAGAUUCAAAGACCAGAGACAGUUGGUGAAGAAGAAGCUGUUGUUGUGUCCAUCGAAGUGGACAGGCAAAGAAACAGGUUUCUAGCUGCUGAGGCAAUGGUGAAGGCGAGAGGUUUAGCAGAGGAGGGAGAUUUAGCUGCAGCUGUUACUGUGAUCCAGGAGUUUAGACAGGUGUUAGCAGAGACGGUGUCAGCAAGGUCCAACGAUGGGUUUUGUGUGGCUUUGGAUAGAGAGAUGAAGGAGAUGCAAGAGAGAAUGGCGAGCAGGCAUGUCUAUGAGGUAUCAGGAAGAGCUUACAUUCUCUCUGGACUUAGUUCACACUCAUGGCAAAGAGCUACAUCAAGAGGAGAAUCAGGAGACGGUUCUAGCUUUGUGCAGGCUUAUAAUUACCAGACUCCAUCAAUGGUUGAGAUGCUAAAUAGAUCACAAGCCACAUCGUAUCAUAGACUCAUCCAGCCGUUGCUAUCAUAUGUAUCUCAACCAAAGCCAAGGUGAAAAAUAGUGAGAAACCAAUGUCUUUAGCUGUAACAUGUUCCAGCUUUUUUUUGGGUCUAGUUUUGGGUUUUUUUUUUGUGUAAAGAAAUAAGAAAAAAAGCAGGCAAAGGGGUUUUGAAAUGUGAAUCUAAAUUUGGCGGUUUUGUAAGUUGAUGUUGUUUCAACUUGUCAUGUAAUGUGUAUAUUAUUAUUAUAUGUAUGUUUCAAAAAAAAAAAA
This is a messenger RNA of Brassica oleracea var. oleracea, 2425 nucleotides long. RefSeq lists its product as uncharacterized. The record is from RefSeq and is a predicted model, not a curated record. The coding region runs from base 244 to 2208 and encodes 654 amino acids. The transcript has 2 exons. NCBI's taxonomy places the organism in Eukaryota, Viridiplantae, Streptophyta, Magnoliopsida, Brassicales, Brassicaceae.